UUCUCAUCCAAGAAGCUUCUUCAGCUCUCACUGAAGAAGAAUGCAAAUGUCCAGCUGUCUGCAAAUGAUGUGUUCAGAGUCAAGACAUCACAGAGUUCAUUCCAAAAUGCCUCCCUCCCAAUCAGGCGCGGCUUGGCUGUUGCCGGCUGUCAGUCGUAAGUCGAGGACCUGCGGCCGGUCAUAAGUCGAGGACUUUAGGACCGGUCGCAGGCUUAUUCUUUUUGUACAGUUUUUACAAACAAAGCAAUAAGCAUAUAGCAACAGUAUUAUAAUUGGCUCCUUCUCCUUGUCAAUCUCUAAGACCAUCCCAGCCAGGGCAGAGGCUUCACAUAACUCAAUAGUUCCUGACUCCAAGUCUUUAACACCCAAAAAUGAGUGCCCCAAAAAAAGCCAAGACAGAUAGUGGAAGAUCAUUCCAAGAGGCCUGGACAGAGUCAUUCGGAGUAAUUGAACACAGUGGGAAAGCAUUGUGUACUUUGUGUAAUGAAAGUGUUGUGUGUCGCACAUCAAGCGUCAGACGGCACUUGGACACCAAACACAAAAGUGUCGCCGAACUUGGUGCCACUGAAAGAAGAGAAUUUCUUGAAAGGAAAUUGAGAAAAUAUCAUUCCCAGCCUCUUAGUUGUCCCAACUAUCUUUCCAAGACAAAUCACCUGACAGCUGCCAGUUUUCAAAUUUCACUCUGCAUAGCAAAACAUGGCAAGCCCCUCUCUGAUGGGGAUAUUAUCAAAACAGCCAUGUUGUCUCGGUGCAAUUCCAUUUUUCAUGAUUUCCCAAACAAGGAUAAAAUUGUUAAACGCAUCUCUGAGGUGCCACUUAGCAGAAACACUGUUAAAGAUCGAGUCCAGCGCAUGGCAAGUGAUGUUAGCCAGCAGCUCACCACUGACUUGCAAAAGGCAGCCUGUUACUCCAUGUGCUUGGAUGAAAGCACAGAUGUAAAUAAUCACGCGAGGCUAGCAAUAAUUUUGCGUUACGCUGUUGGUGACAUCAUGAGAGAAGAGCUGGUGAAACUGGUGUCUUUGCCUGAAAGAACACAAGGGAUAGAUAUCUACAAUGCUGUGAUGGAGGCUUUUUCGUCACAAGACAUAAGACCAGAAAAAGUGGUUUCAAUUACUAGUGAUGGGGCACCUUCUAUAGUGGGGCCAGCAUCUGGUUUCAUACAGUUGUUUGUUAAAGAAAUAAAGCAUCAAGUCAUUCAGUUCCAUUGCAUUAUACACCAGGAAGCUCUUUGUGCCAGGGAAAGCAGCAAAAAUUUUGACAUUGUCCUCAAAGAUGUCAUAAAAAUGGUGAAUUACAUCAUGGCUCAUGCUCUGGAUUUUCGACAGUUUAAAGCACUUCUUGAGGAGGUAGAGGCACAGUAUAAUGGUUUACUUAUGUACAAUAACGUCCGGUGGCUGAGCAAAGGACGAGUCCUGGAGAGAUUUGUAGCCUGCUUGGAUGAAAUUAGGCUGUUUAUGAAUGAGAAAGGGCAGGAAUAUCCACAGCUCACUGAUAUGGCCUGGCUUACCAACCUCAUGUUUUUUACAGAUUUUACAGCACACUUCAGUGUGUUGAACAAACAACUUCAAGGUGUAGGGAAAACAGCAGAAAGGAUGCUUUGUGACAUCAAAACGUUUGAGAGAAAACUGCAGGUUUUUGAAAGAGACCUUGGAGGUGGGCAGCUGAAAUAUUUUCCAAAUCUAAAAUUGCAUUUGGAAAAUUCUGUAAUGUUUGCAGGCAAUCCUAGAAGCCAUCGGGAAAUCUACAAGGAGUUUUCUGGCAUUGUAGCAGCUGCAAAGGUGAAUUUAAGUAACAGGUUUUUACAGUUCCGUAAGAUGGAGACAACCCUGGGUUUUCUUACUUCUCCAGAUAAAGCCAAAUUUGAAGAACUUGAUCUUUCCCACUUACACUGGUUAGAUUUAGAAAAUCUGGAAAUGGAGCUAUUGGAAUUUCAAGAGAACUCCAUGUGGAAAAAUAAAUUCUAUGUCCUGCGAGAAACACUUGAGAAGAUAGAAAGGAUGAUGAAGGAGAGCACAGUUACUUCUGACAGAGUCACAGGUGCUUCUGAAAAUAAAAUCCUUACAGUGUGGAAUUCUCUGCCAAAUAAUUUCAAGUCAAUGAAAACACUCGGGAUUGCUUUCCUUACAUUGUUUGGAUCAUCUUCUGCUUGUGAGGAGCUGUUUUCAGCUUUGAAUUACAUCAAAUCUGACACCAGAAACAGAAUAACAGAUGACCUGAGUGCUGCGUGUGUUGCUCUGAAACUUACAAAGUAUGAGCCAAGGUUAGAAAAAUUAUCAGUGUGCAUGCAACAGCAAAAGUCACAUUAAUCAAAAGCAUGCCAAAUGCAACGUUUUUACCCUUCAAUAAAGUUGUUCGUAUCAUUGAAA
This is a messenger RNA of Thamnophis elegans (Western terrestrial garter snake), 2366 nucleotides long. RefSeq names its product SCAN domain-containing protein 3-like. NCBI's taxonomy places the organism in Eukaryota, Metazoa, Chordata, Lepidosauria, Squamata, Natricidae. Bases 372 to 2306 code for a protein of 644 amino acids. The transcript has 2 exons. The record is from RefSeq and is a predicted model, not a curated record.